Molecule: messenger RNA, 1968 nt
Organism: Neltuma alba
Lineage: Eukaryota; Viridiplantae; Streptophyta; Magnoliopsida; Fabales; Fabaceae
Product: disease resistance-like protein CSA1
Exons: 5
Coding region: 1-1968 (655 amino acids)
Biological process (GO): defense response
Molecular function (GO): ADP binding; protein binding
Source: RefSeq, a predicted model, not a curated record
AUGAAUAAAGAUGAAUCUCUUCAACUCUUUUCAAACAAAGCAUUCAACGAAGAUCAUCCUCCUGAUGAGGAUUAUUUGAAGUUGUCUGAAUCUGUGGUUGAAUAUACAGGAGGUCUUCCUUUGGCACUUGAAGUUUUGGGCUCUUUUCUUUGUGGGAGGAGUAAAGCUGAAUGGAUGGAUGCUUUGGAUAGGUUGAAGCAAAUUCCUGAUAAUGAUAUCCUUCAAGGAUCUGAGGCAAUACAAGCCAUUGUUAUGGAAGAUGAUCGUUAUGGGGAGCUAGAAGUAGAAGUACAUCCUGAAGCCUUUUCAAAGAUGAGUAACAUUAGGUUAUUCUUCUUUUCAAUCUUUGGUACAGAGACAGAGAUGUUAGAUUGCUUGUCACUUCGUAGUUGGUUCAUCUUACCAAGCGGAUUGAAAUCUUUAUCUGGUGCAUUAAAAGUUGUUCGAUGGCCAUUAUUUCCUUUGGAAGCUCUUCCACUUGAAACUCCAUUGCAUAAAAUUGUUGCAAUUGAAAUGCAUAAAAGCAAGAUAAAGCAACUUUGGAAUGACAAACAGUUUAUGAAGAAUUUGAAAUUUAUGGACUUGAGAAAUUCUCCCAAUUUUACGGAAACUCCAGACUUCUCAAGAGUUCCAAAUUUAGAGCAUUUACGUCUUAGUGAGUGCAAAUCUCUUGUCAAGGUUCAUCCCUCACUUGGACAGUUGAAAGAACUUGUUGAGGUGUACUUGGAUGGUUGUAAAAAUCUUGAAAUCCUACCAGAAAAAUUUGAAACAGAUUCCUUGAUAAAGUUAGAUCUUAGUAGGUGUGGAAAAGUUGCAGUGCUCCCAGAGUUCGGGGAAGGUAUGAAAAAAUUAUCAUAUCUUGAUGUGAGUAACACUGCUAUACGUAGACUUCCUAUAUCACUUGGAUCCUUGACGGGUCUUGGAUAUUUAGAUUUACGGUGUUGCAAAAUUCUUAAUCUUGACGAGUUCUUGAAGACUCACAUAACUCGUCAAAUUGCUGGCUUGAAUGUAACGUCAUUAACAGAGUUAUAUUUAGAGUGGUGUGGCAUAAAUGAUGGAUCGAUUCCUGAUGAUUUUCACAGUUUAUCAUCACUCAUUGUAUUGGAUCUAUCAGGUAAUGAUUUUGUUUAUCUACCCACUGGUUGCUUCUCUGGUCUUUCUCGACUUGUCUUUCUUUCAUUGGAUUUUUGCACGAUGCUUAAGUCAUUGCCAAGGCUUCCACCACGGUUAAUUCGAUUAAAUGCCUCCAAUUGUGAUUCGAUGGAACCAUUAUCAUCAGAUGGACAAUUAUGGAAUUUGGUUGCUUCACUUGACCAUGAGUGUCGUGGGCGAACUAAAUAUGUAAUCCCUUAUGAUGAGGAAGAAGAGCCCGGUAUAUAUAUGUUCAAUCUGUUUGAAUGUGUUGCCCCGAGAGAUUUCUAUGCAAUUAUUCCCGGAUGCAAAAUGCCAUCAUGGUUUCAAAAUAAAGAAGAUUAUCCUUUGUCUGAGAAGAAAGGGGAAUAUGAAUAUGUGAUAAAAGUGGACAUACCUCCACGUUGUUUCGAUAGUAAAUGGUGCGGAAUUGUUGUAUGUUUCUUUAUCUCAGGUUGUGGUGACAUGGUGAUUGAUUGGAGUAGUAAAGCUGCAGAAGAUGAUGAUGAUUAUAUACACAACUUGGGGAGACAUUCGAUUUUCGUCUUUAAUUAUCCUAUGGCUAACCAGUGCAUAAUGGUGUUGGAAUUAAAUGAGGAAACAUGUUGGCAGCACCUAAGAGCUCAUGAUAGCAAUUCCCUUCACAUUAAACUUUCGACGUACGUCGGUGAGAUGGAAAUAAAGGGAAGUGGGUGGAGAGUGAUAUGUAAAGAAGACAUACAAGAGUGGUGCAAUCUCAGGGAUUCCGACCAACUCACCCGACCACAACUUGCUGCUCCUGAUGAUGAACUCAAGCUUUCUUGGAGAAUGCUUCGCAAGUUCAUUAUGAAGUUGUAA